Molecule: messenger RNA, 324 nt
Organism: Theileria annulata
Lineage: Eukaryota; Apicomplexa; Aconoidasida; Piroplasmida; Theileriidae
Exons: 1
Coding region: 1-324 (107 amino acids)
Source: RefSeq, a predicted model, not a curated record
AUGCCAACAAAGAGUUUAGUAAAUCGUGUAUUGAGGUGGAGAGAGUUUUUCAGAACUAAUAAAUAUCCUCCACUGGGAAAUGAAGCUGCCGAAGGGCCAAAAAGUAAAUAUACAAAUUUUUCAUUACAACACGCCAUGGAAAAGUAUAAUUUCCUGCCGACAUUCUUAUUAAAAAGGGAAUUCCUCCUUUCUAUGUGCUCAAAAAAUCCUGAGCUGGUUAAAGAUGCCUUUUUUGGAGAUAAAUACAAAUACAAUUUGGAGACCGACCUUCCUCCACCUAACACUGUACAAAUGAAUAAAGAAGAUUUAAAACAACAUAAAUAA